Biomphalaria glabrata is the source of this 2977-nucleotide messenger RNA. RefSeq names its product sphingosine-1-phosphate lyase 1-like. Bases 198 to 1904 code for a protein of 568 amino acids. Gene Ontology annotation, cellular component: endoplasmic reticulum. Gene Ontology annotation, biological process: carboxylic acid metabolic process; sphingolipid catabolic process. The record is from RefSeq and is a predicted model, not a curated record. Gene Ontology annotation, molecular function: sphinganine-1-phosphate aldolase activity; pyridoxal phosphate binding. NCBI's taxonomy places the organism in Eukaryota, Metazoa, Mollusca, Gastropoda, Planorbidae. The transcript has 15 exons.
AUUUUAUACUGUUUAGCUAGAUCUAGUAUACAAUGCAAGUUGUAGGUCAGAAAUAUUUGUUUAUUUGGACUAGAAAAUCUAGAUCUAAAGACUAGAGUCGCUUGGUCUAUUUCUGUUAAAAUAAUAGAUCUACAUAUAGUCUAAGUAGGGUGUAUAAACUAUUAAUAUUAUAAUUAUUCACAAAACACUUUUUAAUCAUGGCGGAAGCUUGGAAGGAAACAGUAGUAGUACCCAUUGCUAGAACACUAAAUGGAUCUAAAGCCUUAGUAAAUAGAUUAUUUGAUGGUUUGGAACCAUGGCAGAUAGCUGUUUACACAGGUGGAACAACAUUUGCUAUACUGUAUCUUAGAGACUUUCUUUUCCAGGAUGAUGAUACUUUGACAAACAGGGCAAAGCGUCAGUUUUUUUAUUUGAUAAGAAAAAUACCAAGAAUUCAGAAGAAAAUAGCUUCUGAAAUGGGUAAAGUGACUAAAUCUGUGUCAGAGUCCAUGAGUAAGAAAAUAGAAGGGGAAUAUCUCAUCAGAUUACCAAAGAAUGGAUUAAAUGAACAACAAGUUUUAGAAGAACUUCAGAAAUACAAGCAAAUGACAAACAAUUCUUGGAAAAAUGGCAUGGUUUCUGGAACUGUUUACAGUGGUGAUGAAAACCUUACAGAACUCAUGGCUAAGACCUAUGGUAUGUUUGCCUGGGCCAACCCACUUCAUCCUGAUGUGUUUCCUGAUGUGAGAAAAAUGGAGGCUGAGAUUGUGCGAAUGUGUUGUAGUGCAUUCAACGGGGACCAUGACACAUGUGGCACAUUGACAUCUGGGGGAACAGAGAGUAUUCUACUGGCCAUGUUGGCCUAUAGAAAUCUAGCUAGGGAGAGAGGAAUAAAAAUUCCUGAAAUCAUAGCUCCAUCCUCUGCACAUGCUGCAUUUGAUAAGGCUGCCAGCUACUUGCAUAUGAAAAUUACCCACAUUCCAGUUGAUGAGGAAACAAGAAUGGUUGAUGUUAAAGCCAUGAGGCGUGCUAUUAAUAAAAAGACUUGUGUGCUUGUGGUAUCAGCACCUCAGUUCCCUCAUGGCAUCAUUGAUCCAGUGGAAGAGGUUGCAAAGCUUGGUUUGCAGUAUGGAAUACCAGUUCAUGUAGACAGCUGUCUUGGUGGUUUCCUUUUGCCAUUCAUGGAAAAGGCUGGUUUUCCUCUUCCUCCCUUUGAUUUCCGUGUGUCAGGAGUCACCAGCAUCUCAGCUGAUACACACAAGUAUGGGUUUGCGCCAAAAGGAUCUUCUGUCAUAAUGUACAGAAAUAAAGAAUUGAGGUCAAAGCAAUUUUUUAUUUUGGUGGAUUGGUCAGGGGGUCUGUAUGCAUCAGCUACUUUUGCAGGCAGCAGGGCAGGAGCCAUUUCAGCCGCCUGCUGGGCCACAUUGAUGUAUUUUGGUGAGGCUGGAUAUGUGGAGUCUACAAAGAAAAUAGUUUCAACAACAAGAUAUGUCCUUAGCAGGUUGAGAACCAUUCCUGGAAUUUUCAUUUUUGGAGAGCCCUUAGUGUCCAUCAUUGCCAUUGGUUCAAAAGAAUUCAAUGUCUACAGAUUGUUUAAUGCUCUGGUAGAAAAAGGAUGGAAUCUUAAUUCUCUGCAAUUCCCACCUAGCCUGCAUAUUUGCUUAACCUUACUUCACACAAAACCUGGUGUUGCGGAUGAAUUUGUCAAGGAUGUUGAGGAGAGUGUUGCUGAGAUCAUGAAAGAUCCAAAAGCAGAAUGUGGUGGUCAGGGUGCAAUCUAUGGCAUGGCUCAGAGUAUUCCUGACAGAAGCAUUGUAUGUGAAAUGGCCAGAUUUGUGAUAGAAGAAAUUUAUUCAACUCAGAAGCCAUCCAUUUGUAAUGGAAAUCAUGAAGCAGCAGCUAAUGGUGAUGUUCAUCCACACUAGUGAAAAUUCACAUCAUAAUGUUUUUGUAAACUGUAUUUUGAAUUUGGUGUCACACAUUCUAAUUGACUUCAUUGCUGAUAUGAAAAAGUUAUUAUUGCCCCACAGAUUGUACAUGUUAUUACUUUAAAAAAUUUAAAUUCCAGUCAUUGUUUGAAUGAUGGCUCUUUUAUAUACCUUUUUAAUUGUCAGAACAUUUUUUGAUGCAUUUAUAAAGUUGCAUUACAUCAGAUAUUGUACUUUUUAAAACAUGUUUUUUUCUUUCUUUUUACAUUGAUUAAACAUGUUGACUAUUAAUCUUUAUUCAUACUUUACCAAAAUCGAAAAUCUUUCAAAUGUGAGAUUACUGUGAUAUAAUUAUGAUUUUUUUUUCAAUUGGAAUUAGUACUUAUAAAAAAUAAAAGCUGAAAGGAAAGAAGAGAGUUAUAAAUAUGUUUUAAUAAUAGAAAAGUGGGGAUAUUUUGAAAGAAACUUUGGUUGUACCUGUAAGUUCAUUAGUAAUUUGCAUAUAAUUUUUGGGUUCUACAUUUUAUAUUUUUGUUAUCCUAACACCCAUUUCAAUGCAGAUAAUUAGCAGUUCACUCAUAUGUUGAAGCAAUGAAUGAGAAAGAUAUUAAGGUGUGUAGGCAAGGUGUUGGUCAUGGAUUAUAAAAACAUUUUUUGUACCUCACUGUGACAUUUUUACAAUUUUUCAUUCACCUUUACAAUUUGUGAUUUUAAUUGUAGAACAAUUAAUUAUUGUCUUGCUUUCUUUUCUUUUAUAUUGCACAUUUUGUGUUUCCACAUGUCAGAAGUUAUAAAAAUGUUUUUGUUUUUGUAGUCAUUCCAGAAUAUAGUAAUCCAAAUGAGAAUAUUUUGUUGAUUAAAAGACAUAUGCAUAUUUGAUGUGCCUUUUAAGUUCAACUGUUUAUUUAUGUGUUAACAUUAGGGUCAGCAUAAAUGUAUAGUACAAUAGACAACAAACAAGUAUACAAUUUCUCUCAAUUGUAUUAAAUUGAAUUUCAGAAACAUGAACAAACAGAAUAUUACAAUUAUUAAACAUCUCAAAUGCAAUAAAAAUAUAGUUUUUUUUUAAA